Molecule: messenger RNA, 2763 nt
Organism: Ctenopharyngodon idella (grass carp)
Lineage: Eukaryota; Metazoa; Chordata; Actinopteri; Cypriniformes; Xenocyprididae
Gene: prkacab
Product: protein kinase, cAMP-dependent, catalytic, alpha, genome duplicate b
Exons: 10
Coding region: 486-1541 (351 amino acids)
Biological process (GO): peptidyl-serine phosphorylation
Cellular component (GO): cAMP-dependent protein kinase complex; nucleus
Molecular function (GO): protein kinase A regulatory subunit binding; ATP binding; cAMP-dependent protein kinase activity
Source: RefSeq, a predicted model, not a curated record
UUCCUCCGUCUGACCAAUGGGGUGAGGCGGGGGGCGGGAUCAGUCCGGGGGCGGAGUCUGUGUCGAUGGCCACGGGAAGCGCAGCUGCAUGAACGAUCUCACCGAACCUGCACCCGUGUUUUUCGGCCGCGAUUUCCCCCCCCUGCGAGCGCCGCUCACGGAACACCCCCGCGGGGAGGCGAGAGAGAGGACUGCGGGGCCGCGGAGGUGCGGCGGAGAGCCAGGCCAGGAAAGGACGCCCGAGUUCGGUUUGAUGCUGGCGGCCCGUCCGCCCUUUAAACACGGAUGCUGCUGCCGCUGCUGCAUUCAUAAGGGAUCGCUGUUUAUCCGAGAAGAGGUCGGACGCGUCAACGUCCCCUAUUUUCACAUUCAAAGCCGAUCGGCAGACGUCAAUCGCACGAACGGACCGCGAGAGCCGAAGCGCGACAGGCGCGGCAGCAUCCCUCCCUACCUGCGGCUCUCCAGCGCCUGACAGGCCCAGAGUCAUGGGCAACACGCCGGCCGCCAAACGGGGCAACGAGAUGGAAAGCGUCAAAGAGUUUCUGGCCUUCGCCAAAGAAGAUUUCCUCAGGAAAUGGGAGAGUCCUGCACAGAACACAGCCUGUCUGGAGGACUUCGACCGGUUGAAAACUCUGGGCACUGGCUCAUUCGGUCGCGUGAUGCUGGUCAGACACCGAGAGACCGGCCAGCACUACGCCAUGAAGAUCCUUAACAAACAGAAGGUGGUGAAGCUGAAGCAGAUUGAACACACUCUAAAUGAGAAGAGGAUACUGCAGGCCGUCAGCUUCCCCUUCUUAGUGCGCCUGGAAUACUCCUUCAAGGACAACACUAAUCUCUACAUGGUGAUGCAGUACGUUCAGGGAGGGGAGAUGUUUUCACACCUGCGUAGAAUCGGCAGAUUCAGUGAACCCCAUGCGCGCUUUUAUGCUUCACAAAUAGUUUUGACCUUUGAAUAUCUGCAUGCCCUUGACCUGAUCUACAGAGACCUUAAACCAGAGAACCUCCUCAUCGAUCAGCAGGGCUAUAUCCAGGUGACAGACUUUGGUUUCGCGAAGCGGGUGAAGGGCCGCACGUGGACAUUGUGCGGGACCCCGGAGUAUCUGGCCCCAGAGAUCAUCCUCAGCAAGGGUUAUAAUAAGGCAGUGGACUGGUGGGCUCUGGGUGUGUUGAUGUACGAGAUGGCUGCUGGUUAUCCUCCAUUUUUCGCCGAUCAACCCAUUCAGAUCUACGAAAAGAUUGUCUCAGGAAAGGUACGAUUCCCGUCGCACUUCAGUUCGGACCUGAAGGACCUGUUGAGAAACCUGCUGCAGGUGGAUCUCACCAAACGCUACGGAAACCUUAAAAACGGAGUUAACGACAUCAAAGGACACAAGUGGUUCUCCACUACUGACUGGAUAGCCAUUUACCAGCGGAGGGUGGAGGCCCCAUUUGUGCCUAAAUGCAGAGGUCCCGGGGACACCAGCAACUUCGACGACUACGAGGAAGAAGAGAUCCGUGUGUCGUUCACGGAGAAGUGUGCAAAAGAAUUUGCCGAGUUCUAGAGGAAGAAACGAUAGAAAUCAGAGAGAGGGAUAUAGGUGGAGAGAAAGAGAGAGAAGGAGAAAAAGUGCAUGAAUCUUAAAACCGAUCCUUCCUCCUGUUAAACAGCAGAGAAACCAGCGGAAGAGUGCAGAGAAGACCUCCAGGGAUAAACAGUGAGGCCUUUAUCAUCUCCUCUAUUUUAAUCAUGUUUGUAAUUUUCUCUUUUUUUUUUUUUUUUUUUUUUUUUUUUUAAAUCUCUGUUCAUGUGAUAUUAAUCAUGAUGGAUUUGAUAGGGUGUAAUUGUUGGCCUGUGGACUGGGAUUGUUGUUUCCGCACAAAGACAGACGGGGUUAGUUAUAUCUCUAAUCUUGAGCAGUUACCGCUAAGGUGCAAGUUCUCCACUAGGUCACCAUAACAACCAUACAAAAAAAUAGAAAAAAAAAAAGAACGAAAAAAUAUGUAUUCCUGUGUAAUAACCGAAAUAUUUUUGGUCCUGUAUACUGUCAUGUGUUUCUUUAUUCUUAAAAUGCACUGAAAGGGAUGACAAAGUGAAAAUGGCAUAGAAAAGAAGCCAUGAUUUCAUAAUAUGAGCACCUCUUUUCUUUUCUUCUUUCAGCUGUAGGUCCACUGCGCUCUGUAAAAUAUUCACUGAUGAACUUUGAACUUUCACCUAUGAAAUGUGCCAUGAAAUCCUACAAGUGUCAAUAUUUUGGCUCAUCAGUCGUUUCAUUGAUUCUAGCUGACAGAUAGCAGGCUGCGAUGAGUCGACAGCGGACCGCGUCAAGCCUUCGUGCAGAGGAGGGGAUGAAUGUUUUCGUUUCGUUUGUUUAGUAUUGUUAAUACUAUAAUUGUUACGGUUCUCAUUGGGUUAUACAUUUCUAGUACCUGACGAAAUUGCACACGCUCUGUGCGCGAUUCACACGGCGAAGCCUUGCGGUCGGUCGACACUCUCCAGCGAGCCGCCGCAUCGCUCUCUCCGUUUUCGCCAUCUCUUCCCCCUUUAUUCUUCCAUUACUGCAUUUUUAAAUAGGCAAAGUCUUCUCUCUGAAUGGGUGCAGAGCAUCUGGCUCCUUUUUGGGUGAGAAUUUCUUACACGCAACUCUCUAGGCUACAAAUAUCUCCUCUAAGCUGGAGGUGAACUCAGUGGAUACCAGUGCUUACUCCUGAGGACAUGGUUCAAGUUAAUUGUGAUAUUUUGCACCACAAGAAUCAUUCCAAUAAAGUAUUACUAUAAAUACCAAA